AUGGAUGAGUGUCACUCGACAGCAACACCUGUUGACACGAAAGCCAACCUCUCCGCUUCAGACAGCGCACCUAUUACCGAUCCUACUGAGUACCGCAGUCUGGCCAGUGCCCUACAGUACCUCACCUUGACUCGCCCUGAUCUUGCCUACACCAUUCAGCAAGUCUGCCUCUACAUGCAUGAUCUGCGCGAGCCUCACCUCCACAUGAUCAAGAGCAUUCUUCAAUAUAUUAAAAGAUCAUUAGAUUAUGGUCUUCAUCUCUCCGCAACGUCAACACUGACAUCUCUCAUUGCAUAUUCAGAUGCAGACUGGGCUAGCUACACCGACUCUCGUCGCUCUACCUUCGGCUAUUGUGUUUAUCUUGGUGACAAUCUAGUCUCCUAG
Phragmites australis (common reed) is the source of this 384-nucleotide messenger RNA. RefSeq lists its product as uncharacterized. Bases 1 to 384 code for a protein of 127 amino acids. The transcript has a single exon. NCBI's taxonomy places the organism in Eukaryota, Viridiplantae, Streptophyta, Magnoliopsida, Poales, Poaceae. The record is from RefSeq and is a predicted model, not a curated record.